Messenger RNA from Brienomyrus brachyistius, 1299 nucleotides. It is a transcript of the gene pemt, whose product is annotated as phosphatidylethanolamine N-methyltransferase. The record is from RefSeq and is a predicted model, not a curated record. Gene Ontology annotation, biological process: phosphatidylcholine biosynthetic process. Gene Ontology annotation, molecular function: phosphatidylethanolamine N-methyltransferase activity. NCBI's taxonomy places the organism in Eukaryota, Metazoa, Chordata, Actinopteri, Osteoglossiformes, Mormyridae. The coding region runs from base 151 to 840 and encodes 229 amino acids. The transcript has 7 exons.
GGGUGGAAGGUCACGACCGAGGCACUCUGAGAUUGGACUCGGUGUAGGAAAAUGAGUAGAUCAAGUUUCUAUAGUAAUGAAUUGUAGACUGAAUUGCGCGUCAGUUUUGGUGCGUUUCAUAAGGUAUAUGUAGCUGGUUAUAAUUCGUAGAUGAACGGUGCUUCUGCGUCAUUGAAAAAGCAUCAGUUGGAUUGCUGUGGCGGUCUAAAUAACGUGGAUUACACUCAGAUUGACAUCUCAGCAAUGCUACACGUGCUCCAACUCGUGGACCUCUCAGACAGCCGGUUCUGGGGUGCAGUCCUCCUCAUCAUUUUCAACCCUCUGUUCUGGAAUGUGGUGGCCCGCUGGGAACACUGGACCCGGGGGCUGUCCAGACUCUUCGGGGGUCCCUAUGUGGCAUUAUACUUCCUGGCCUCCCUCAUCAUCCUGCUCAACGUGUUUCGUAGCCACAGCAUUACAGAGGCCAUGAAGGUCCAGCCCAAGUGGGAACUGCUGGACUGCCCGGUGGUCUUCUGCACUGGAUUGGUCCUGAUGGGUUUGGGCUCCAUCUUCGUCCUGAGCAGCUUCUACAGCCUGGGCUUCACUGGGACCUUCCUCGGCGACCACUUCGGCAUCCUGAUGGAGCACAGGAUCACGGGCUUCCCCUUCAACGUGAUGGACAACCCUAUGUACUGGGGCAGCACUGCCAACUACCUGGGUCUGGCGCUGAUCCAUGCCAGUCCGGUAGGCCUGAUCCUGACCGUGGUUGUGGGAGUCUGCUACAAGGUGGCACUCGUGUUCGAAGGACCAUUCACCGAGGCAAUCUACCGGGAGAAAGCCUACCACUGCAAGAGCCAGUGAUGGAGGUGGACAUCCGAAAGAACCCCCCCUCGUACCGCGACCGGCUCGCCUGGCCCAGCCCCAAUAGACGACUCCAUCUGCCACGAUCUUCAGCUGUUUAUUUCCAGGAGCGCACAAUCUCAAAGUGGGCGUGGCCUGACACGACGGCCAUCCAAUCAUUUUUGGGACAGCUGGCAGGGAACCUAUUGAUGCAGAAGGUGUUUCAGCAGGGGGAGGGGUUGUAAUUCCAGUGACAAUGUACGCUCCCUCCAUUCUGCCGCCGUUUACCAUCUGAGGCCUGUUUCAUGAAUUCGUUCCUUCGAAUGUAAAAUGUUCCCAGAUUGGUUAAUGGCCGACCGUCUGCCGAGACCCCAAGCUCUGCUGUCGCCUGUCUCACACACAUGGGGGUGUGAAAACCAAAUAAUUCCUAUGUACUCAUACAAAUGGCAAAUAAAGCAUCAUUUUUAUUGCAGCUGAAUA